This is a messenger RNA of Leptopilina boulardi, 2410 nucleotides long. Its product is annotated as sensory neuron membrane protein 1-like. The transcript has 7 exons. Gene Ontology annotation, cellular component: cytoplasm; membrane. The record is from RefSeq and is a predicted model, not a curated record. Bases 374 to 1981 code for a protein of 535 amino acids. NCBI's taxonomy places the organism in Eukaryota, Metazoa, Arthropoda, Insecta, Hymenoptera, Figitidae. Gene Ontology annotation, molecular function: scavenger receptor activity.
CAAAUUAUUAUCGUCAGUCAACUAUCAUUCCUUUAAGAAGUACAAUAAAAUUAUAAAAGAAAUGACUUUAAAAAAUUAUGAAUUCGAACAAGAAUUCUUUUAAUGCAAGGGAAACUUUUAAUAAAUUUUCCUUUGCAAAAUCAUCGAAUUCAUUAUUAAAAACUCAUUUUUAUUUUUACAAAAUGAAAAAAUGUCUAUAAUGAAAAAUUGAAAAAAAAAAAAAAAAAAAAAAAAUUACUAGUGUGAGUUUAGUGUGAAAAACUACGAAAAAAAAUUUUCAAGUGCAAUUAAAAUAAUUUUUUUCGUUUUACAUUACGUGAUUUGAGAGAAGUUAAAGUUUUUUUUUGUGGUGAAAAAAAAAUUGUUAUUAAAAAUGCAGCUUCCAAUGAAACUGGGAAUUGCUGGUGGGGUGAUGUUCUCUCUUUCUGUCUUCUUCUUUAUGAUAGCAUUUCCAAAAAUUUUAAAAUCAGUUAUUCAUAAGAAAAGUGCCUUAUAUCCCGGAAGUGAAAUCCGUGAAUUAUGGUCGGAUUUACCAAUUCCUAUAGAUUUCAAAAUUUACAUUUUUAACAUAACAAAUGCCGAAGAAAUUGAGAAAGGUGCAUAUCCAAAUGUCAAGGAAGUUGGUCCAUUCUUUUACGACGAAUGGAAGAAGAAAGUUAAUUUAAUCGAUCAUGAAGAAGAUGACACAGUGGAGUACAAUAUGAAAAAUUGGUUUGUUUUUAAUCCGUCAAAAAGUAAUGGAUUAACUGGUGAAGAAGAAGUAGUUUUUCCACAUUUACUAAUUUUGGGAAUGGUUAUGGGAACACUUAGAGAAAAACCAAAUGCUAUUGGUUUAGUUGGUAAGGCAAUUAACAGCAUUUUCCACAAUCCAAAAUCGGUAUUUGUUAAAGUUAAAGUAAAGGACCUUCUAUUUACUGGAUUACCUAUUGAUUGUACUGUGACUGACUUUGCUGGAGCUGCCGUAUGUGGUAUUUUGAAGGAGCAAGGUGAAGAUGACUUAAUAAAAGAAGGCGAAGGCCGAUAUAGAUUUUCCUUCUUCGGUGCCAAAAAUUAUUCAACCUAUAAAGAUAGUUUACGUGUUUAUCGUGGAAUAAAAGAUCCAGAUACUGUUGGAGUUGUGACACAUUAUGGUGGAAAGCCAGCAAUGGACAUUUGGCGUGGACCAGAAUGUAAUAAAUAUGAAGGAACAGAUUCAACCAUUUUUCAUUCAUAUUUUUAUGCCGAUGAAGAUUUAGUUUCAUUUGCACCUGAUCUUUGUCGUAGUUUGGGAAUAAAAUCAGUGGCAAAAACAAAAUACGAAGGAAUAAAAACAAAUCGCUAUGUUGGCGGUCUUGGCGAUACAAGUUCAGAUCCAAAAUUAAAAUGUUUUUGUGAAACUGACGACACAUGUCUUAAACAAGGACUUUAUGAUUUAACAAGAUGCGUUGGAGCACCAAUUGUUGCAUCUCUUCCUCAUCUUUAUGAUACACAUGAAAUGUAUCUCAAAAAUGUCACUGGAAUAACUCCAAAUAAGAACGAACAUGAGCUGUUUGUUGAUUUUGAGCCAAUUACUGGAACACCAGUCUCUGGAAGGAAACGACUACAAUUCAAUAUGUUUAUUCAACCAGUGGAGAAGCUUAAAUUAAUGAAAAAUUUUCCAUAUUCUUUGUUACCACUUAUGUGGGUUGAGGAAGGUCUUUCUCUUGAAGGAGAUUUUCUCAAACAAUUCAAAGCAGUUUUUCGAGUUUUCAAAAUCAUCGCUGCUAUUAAAUGGAUUUUAUUUUUCGGUGGAUUGGGCCUUGGUGGAACGGCGGGUUAUUUACAAUAUAAACAAAGAAAGGCAAAUUCAAUGGAUGUUACAAAAGUAACAAAAAGUGCCGGAAGUAAAGGUAGCACCACGGUAUCGGCAAUGGGCGGCGAAGGGGGAGAGGAAAAAAAACAAUGGCCUCUUAAUGUUCAAACACUUCAAUCAGUUAAUUCACCACCAAAUGUGGAAAGAUAAAUUAAAUAGUGUUUAUUUUCUUUUCCUAAGAAAAAAAAAGAUUUUUUUUUUUAAUUAAGGAUUUUGAUUACCAAAAAAAUGCGAUAUAAUUCUACUUUUCGUUGUGAAAUUUUCCAAAUUAUAAAAAUUACUUAUUUUUUUUUUAAAUUAAAUUUUUUUUUAUAUCUGUUUAUUUAAUAAUUUAACGAAAAAUUGAAAUUAUAAAUUCCACUUGGAAGAGUUGAGUAUAUCGAUUUUUUUUUAUUUCUAAAAAUUUACGCAAUAGUUCAGUAAUUCUUCAGUUUUUAUUAAAGAAAAAACAAUUUUAUUUUCUGAAGAAAAAAAAGUGAGGAUAAUUAAAUAAAACCUCGCAAUAACAGAAAAACUUAAAAAAAAUUAAUAUUUUCAUUAACUUUUAUAUGAUUUUGUAUGAUUUAAAAUUUAUGAAAA